Molecule: messenger RNA, 1167 nt
Organism: Macrobrachium nipponense
Lineage: Eukaryota; Metazoa; Arthropoda; Malacostraca; Decapoda; Palaemonidae
Product: zinc finger protein 786-like
Exons: 1
Coding region: 1-1167 (388 amino acids)
Biological process (GO): regulation of transcription by RNA polymerase II
Cellular component (GO): nucleus
Molecular function (GO): RNA polymerase II cis-regulatory region sequence-specific DNA binding; DNA-binding transcription activator activity, RNA polymerase II-specific
Source: RefSeq, a predicted model, not a curated record
AUGGCGUCUACAAUCUUCCAAGGACUUUGUGGUGUCUACAAUCUUCUAAGGACUUUACGGUGUCUACAAUCUUCCAAGGACUUUACGGUGUCCACAAUAUUCCAAGGACUUUAUGGUGUCUACAAUCUUUCAAGGACUUUAUGGCGUCCACAAUUUUCAAAGAACUUAAGGUGUCCACAAUCUUCAAAGAACUUUGCGGUGUCUACAAUCUUCCAAGAACUUUGCGGUGUCCACAAUCUUCAAAGAACUUUCCGGUGUCCACAAUCUUCCAAGGACUUUACAGUGUCUACAGUCUUCCAAGGACUUAAUGGUGUCUACAAUCUUCCAAGGACUUUAUGGUGUCAACAAUCUUCCAAGGACUUUACAGUGUCAACAACCUUCCAAGGACUUUACGGUGUCCACAAGCUUUCAUGGACUUUAUGGUGUCCACAAUCUUCCAAGGACUUUAUGGUGUCCAAAAUCUUCAAAGAACUUUGUGGUGUCCGCAAGCUUCCUUGGACUUCACAGUGUCCACAAUCUUCCAAGGACUUUACGGUGUCCACAAUCUUCCAAGGACUUUAUGGUGUCCAAAAUCUUCAAAGAACUUUGUGGUGUCCGCAAGCUUCCUUGGACUUCACAGUGUCCACAAUCUUCCAAGGACUUUACGGUGUCCACAAUCUUCCAAGGACUUUAUGGUGUCCACAAUCUUCAAAGAACUUUGCGGUGUUCACAAACUUCCAAGAACCUUGCGGCGUUCACAAUCUUCAAAGAACUUUGCAGUGUCCACAAGCUUCCUUGGAGGUGUCACAAGCUUCAAGACUAAACAGGACUUUACGUGUUCACAUCUUCACGACUUUACGGUGUUCAUCUUCUUUAGAACUUUUGUCGGUGUUCGCCAAGCUUCCUUGGACUUCACGGUGUCCACAAUCUUCCAAGGACUUUACGGUGUCCAUAAUCUUCCAAGGAUUUUAUGGUGUCCACAGGCUUCCAAGGACUUUACGGUGUCCACAAUCUUCCAAGGACUUUAUGGUGUCCACAGGCUUCCAAGGACUCUACGGUGUCCACAAUCUUACAAGGACUUCACGGUGUCUCCACAAUCUUUCAAGGACUUUAGGGUGUCCAUGUGCUUUCAAGGACUUGGAGGUUUCCACGUGCUUUCAAGUGCACUCACCGAUACUUCAUAAAUAA